AUGGAUAGGAAUAUUCUUGAUGCUGCUAGCGGUGGAGCACUCGUCGAUAAAACUCCAGCCGCCGACAAAGCUUUGAUCGAAAAUAUAUCCCUCAACUCCCAACAAUUUACAACCAGAAACAAUUAUGUCCAAGCAAAGGGUGUGAACGAAAUUCAGGUUUCCUCCAACAAAGCUUUAGAAACCAGAAUUGACGAGCUCACCUCUUUAGUGAAACAGUUGGCAGUAGGUAAGACUCAAGCGGAAAACCUGUGUGGUAUUUGUACUUCUCUUGAGCAUCCAACCGAUACUUGUCCUAUUUUGCAUGAUGAAUUGAUCACUGAGUUGCCUCAAGCUUAUGCAGUAAACCUUUACAAUCAAGGCAACAAUCAGAACAGGUACAACAACAUUCCUGACCUGUCCACCAAUAAAUACCACCCCAAUUGGAGGAACCAUCCCAAACUUCGAUAUGGAAACCAGCAGCCAACCCAACCAACAGCUACCCCCCAAGCCACCAUUUCUACACCCUCUAGACCUUCAUUAGAGGACCUGGUCAAACAACUAGCUGUUAAUAAUCUUCAGUUUCAACAAAGAACAGAAUCUAGUAUUCAAACCUUGCAGACACAGAUUGGACAGCUUACCACCUCAAUGAAUGACAUGCAAUCCCAAGGAUCAAACCAACUUCCUGCCCAAGCAGUUGUGAAUCCAAAAGAAACUGAAAAGAAUAAAGAAAAAGAAUAUGUACCACCAGUCCCCUUUCCACAUAGAGUUCGGAAAAAUAAAAGAAUUGAGGAAGGAGACAAAGAGAGGGAGAUCUUGGAUGUUUUUAGAAAAGUUGCGGUAAACAUUCCGCUUCUUGAUGUCAUUAAGCAGGUUCCUAAGUAUGCAAAGUUUCUGAAAGAUUUGUGUACAAACAAGAGGCGGAUGAAAGGUGGUGAGAGAGUCAACUUGGGAAGAAAUAUUUCUGCUUUUAUUCAUCUCAAGCCCCAUUCUGAAAAAGUUACAGGCGAGCAAAAUGUUUCAGCCAUCUCUCAGCAUACAGGUUUAAUCGUUCAGUUGGAGAACAGGAGCAAUGCCCGCCCUGCUGGUAUAGUGGAAGAUGUCCUUGUUCAAGGUGACAUGUUUCCUACAGGUGAAGUUGUUGUAAAUGAAGUUGUUUAUGCAGCUGAUGCUCUCGACAUCCCGGCUGCCCCAAAAUCCCCAUCCAUCGAGCAACCCCCAUUCUUAGAGCUGAAACAACUCCCGGAUAAUCUGAAAUACGCUUAUUUGGAGAGUGAUGAAAAAUUCCCUGUUAUUAUUUCUUCUAACCUUGAUUCCGAUCAGGAAAAUAAACUUUUGCAGGAAAAUAAACUCCCUGUUAUUAUUUAUUCUAACCUUCCAUGUAUUCAUAUUGCACCUGAAGAUCAAGAAAAGACCACUUUCACGUGCCCAUUCGGUAAAUUUUCUUACAGGAGGAUGCCUUUUGGUCUUUGCAAUGCUCCUGGCACUUUCCAGCGAUGCAUGAUUAGUAUUUUCUCUGAGUUUAUUGAAAAUUGCAUGGAAGUGUUUAUGGAUGCCUUUACUGUUUAUGGUUCGUCUUUUGAUGCAUGCUUGAAAAGUUUGAAUAUGGUUUUAGAGAGAUGCAUCGAGACUGACCUUGUUUUAAAUUAUGAAAAAUGUCAUUUUAUGGUUGAGCAGGGAAUUGUUCUUGGUCACAUAAUUUCUGAAAAAGGAAUUGCUGUUGACCCUGCUAAGAUUGACGUAAUUUCUACAUUGCCUUACCCUUCUUGCGUUCGCGAGAUUCGUUCUUUUCUUGGUCAUGCAGGUUUUUACAAGCGUUUCAUUAAGGAGUUCAGCAAGAUAGCUCUUCCACUAUCAAACUUGUUGAAGAAUGACGUCACUUUCAAUUUCGAUGACAAAUGCAAACAAGCGUUUGACUUCUUGAAGAAAGCAUUGACCUCCGCUCCCAUCAUCCAGCCUCCCGACUGGACCCUCCCUUUUAAGAUUAUGUGUUCCAAGGUUGUUGUUUUUACUGACCAUGCAGCUUUAAAGUACUUGUUGAAGAAGCCGGAAGCAAAACCGAGAUUGAUUCAGUGGAUGUUAUUGCUCCAAGAGUUUAAUGUAGAGAUUAAAGACAAAAGUGGAGCUAAGAACUUAGUGGCUGAUCACUUGAGCAGAAUAAAGAGAGAUGAAGAUCCUUUUCCCAUCCAGGAUGACUUUCCUGAUGAGAAGCUUUUACUUGUGCAUAGUAUUACUCCUUGGUUUGCUGAUAUUGUUAAUUAUCUUGUUGCUGGUGUUUUUCCUACAGUCGGCGGACAUUUUGGUCCUGAAAGGACUGCAAGAAAAUUCCUAGACUCGGGUUUUUAUUGGCCCACUAUUUUUAAAGAUGCCUAUGAGGUUUACUGCACCUAUAAAGAGUGCCAGAUAGCAGGUACUAAUGUCACUCGUAAGAGUGAAAUGCCUCAACAACCAUGCUUUUCUGUGAGGAAGGACUGGAGCCGCCGUCUAGAAGAUGCACUUUGGGCUCAAAGAACAGCUUUCAAGACACCCAUUGGGAUGUCUCCUUAUCAACUUAUUUUUGGUAAGGCAUGUCACCUUCCUGUAGAGAUAGAACACCGUGCCUAUUGGGCGGUGAAAAGUUGUAAUUUGGAGAUGCAACAAGCAAGUAUUGAAGGAAAAAUCCAAUUACAACAGCUUGAAGAGCUUAGGCUAGAGGCUUAUGAAAGCUCUAGGAUUUAUAAAGAGAAAACUAAGCACUUCCAUGAUAAGAUGAUUUCUAGGAAGGAAUUCUUUGUGGGCCAACAGGUUUUACUGUUUAAUUCCUGCCUUAAGCUUAUUGCUGGGAAACUUCGAUCCAAAUGGAUUGGCCCUUUUAUCGUUACUAACGUUUUCCCUCAUGGUGUAGUAGAAAUUAAAAGUGCAGCUUUAACAGUUUGCACUAAAACGAUCAUAACAGGAGCUCUGGGAAUCCGAAUGAUGUGUUCUAAUAAUCGCCAGAAAGCUAAGAGAAAGAGCUACAACUUUCGUGUUGGAGUCAAAGUCAGCUUCGGAGCGCUUAUUUUCCAGAAUUUCGUUUGA
This is a messenger RNA of Lathyrus oleraceus (garden pea), 3033 nucleotides long. RefSeq lists its product as uncharacterized. The coding region runs from base 1 to 3033 and encodes 1010 amino acids. The transcript is spliced from 9 exons. The record is from RefSeq and is a predicted model, not a curated record. NCBI's taxonomy places the organism in Eukaryota, Viridiplantae, Streptophyta, Magnoliopsida, Fabales, Fabaceae. Gene Ontology annotation, molecular function: nucleic acid binding.